AGCUUCCUCAACAACCAGUGAGCUGGUGCAAAGUAGAGGCUGUAGUCCCCAAACCUGACCUCCUUGAAGUAGCAAGUCAACAGGAUCCACCCCCGCCUAUGGUUGUCAUGAGCCUCAGUUUUCGGACAAUGUUGAACACCAAAACUCACACACAUGAGAUCUUAGCUGUGUCAGCUCUGGUUCACCAUCAAGUGUCAUUAGACAAAGCUGCACCCAAACAGAAGUUUCACUAUCAUUUCUGUGCUGUAAGUAAACCCAACGAUCAGAUGUAUCCUUACGACUUUAGAGAUGCUGUCAAAAAGAAGCAAAUAAACAUGGAGAUUACGACAUCAGAGAGGGCUCUUUUAGGACUCUUCAUGGCCAAGAUGCACCGAAUUGACCCGGAUGUACUUGUGGGUCAUGAUAUCUACGGCUUUGAUCUCGAUCUUCUGUUGCACAGAAUCAGUGCUUGUAAGAUUCCCCAUUGGUCUCGCCUUGGACGACUGAAGAGAAGCGUUAUGCCCAAGCUUUCUAAUGGUGGACCAGGCAGAAACAGCAGUCUUCUAGAUCGUUCCGUAACUUGUGGACGGAUGGUGUGCGAUGUGAAGAUCUCGUCAAAAGAACUCAUACGAUGCAAGAGCUAUGAUUUGACAGCAUUAUCGUGGGCUGUUCUUCAAGCAAGAAGAGAAGAGUUUGAUCAAGAUGAAAUACCAAACAAAUACAACUCCACGCGGGAACUGCUUCAUAUGUUUGAACUCACCUCGAUGGAUGCAUUGUUAAUCUUAAGGAUCAUGUAUGAUUUAAACGUUUUGCCCCUGGCUUUGCAGAUAACAAACAUUGCUGGAAAUGUUAUGGCUCGAACGCUUCUUGGUGGCCGGUCAGAGAGAAAUGAAUUUCUUUUGCUUCACGCCUUCAACGAAAAGAAUUUUAUCUGUCCAGAUAAAAGUUACGGCAAGAAACAAGUGGUCGAGGCAGACCACGAUGAAGACGAGCAACCUUCGAGUUCCAAGAAAGGACGAAGAAAACCAGCGUAUGCUGGAGGACUGGUACUAGACCCUAAGAAAGGUUUCUACGACAAGCAUAUCCUGUUGUUGGAUUUCAACAGUUUAUACCCGUCGAUCAUACAGGAAUACAACAUUUGCUUUACAACAAUCAACAGAACAAGCUUCAAAUCCAAAGGGCAAGCGGAGGAUGAUGAAAUGGUCGAGUUACCUGAUCCCGACUUAGAACCUGGCAUUCUGCCUACUGAGAUCAGGAAAUUGGUGGAACGAAGGAAACAGGUCAAAGGAAUGAUGAAAACUUGUGCUCGGGAUUCAGAUCAGUAUCUCCAGUAUGAUAUCAGACAAAAGGCGUUAAAGCUCACUGCAAACAGCAUGUAUGGCUGCUUAGGAUUCUCUCAUUCACGCUUUUAUGCCAAGCCACUGGCUGCCCUCGUUACAAGCAAGGGAAGAGAGAUUUUGCUUAAAACUAAGGAUCUGGUUCAAAAUUUGGGUCUCGAUGUGAUUUACGGAGACACAGACUCGAUCAUGAUCAAUACAAAUACUACAGAUCUGGCUGAAGUGCGCAAGAUUGGAAACAAGGUGAAAAAUGAGGUCAACAAGCUUUACCGGUUAUUGGAGAUUGACAUUGAUGGUAUAUUUAAGUCCAUGCUGUUACUAAAGAAGAAAAAGUACGCUGCCAUCAGUGUUUCAGAGAAUGAGGAUGGAACGUUAAACGAAGUCAAGGAAAUGAAAGGUUUGGACAUUGUGCGAAGGGACUGGUGCGAUCUCGCCAAGGAUUCUGGCAACUACGUUCUGGCUCAGAUCUUGUCAUCGCAACCCCGUGAAACGAUUGUGGAGAAUAUUCACGACUAUCUUAUAUCAGUCGGAGAGAAUGUUGCCGAAGGCAAAGUGGACAUUCAGAAGUAUAUCAUAAACAAGCAACUGACUAAAUCUCCUCAUGACUACCCCGACAAAAAGUCACUCGCACACGUCAAUGUGGCCUUGCGGAUGCUAAGUAAGGGAAGGAAAGUCAAUGCUGGAGAUACCAUACCUUACGUCAUUUGUGACGAUGGUUCGUCGCUGGCUGCCACUCAACGGGCCUACCAUCCGGAUGAAUUCUGCAAGUCUGAUUCACUGAAAAUCGACGUUAAGUAUUAUCUGGCAAAUCAGGUUCACCCUGUUGUGUCUCGUUUGUGUGAUCCUAUCGACGGUACGGACGCCGCUCACAUCGCACAGUGUCUCGGUUUGGAUCCGUCCGGUUACCGUGGUAACACUGGGCUGCAUGAUGACGAGAAUGACGCCUUGCUUGGUGGCCAGGCCCAAAUGACAGAUGAGGAGAGAUUUAAGGACUGUGAACGGUUUAUUGUGAAAUGCAAGCGUCCGGGCUGUGGUAGAGAAACGACUCUUGAAGUACUGUUUAAAAAUACUUCCGACCCAUUUGGCCUCAAUGACACUUGUCCCGCAUGUAAAACACAGUAUAGUGCGGGCGCUGUUUCAAACCAACUCACAAUUGCCAUGCGCAAACAUAUUAAGGAGUACUACAUGGGCUGGCAGAAAUGCGAUGACCCGUCGUGUGGUUACACAACUCGCCAAGUGCACUUGGCAUUUCAGCGGGGUGCCCCUAUGUGCACGACCUGUUUCAGGGCUCAUUUACAUCCAGCGUAUUCAGACACAGCGCUGUACACACAGCUCUUGUAUUACUCCCGCCUGUUUGACUACGACCACGCCCUCAAGAAUUCCAAGGAAGAAGUAAAGAAACUGCCCUCCGAUAAGCGCACUUUCUACACCGCUGUUCACUCAACAGUUUUCAAAGUUCUGAACGCCAACGGUUAUUCUGAAGUGAACCUUUCCAAACUGUUCAGUGCUUUCUUCGUGGGAGAUAAAUAACUUAGAGAAGCUUUCGAGUAGCUUAAGGUCGUUUGGGUUUUUCUUGCGAAUUUGUCGUGUUAUAUUUUUGGUUGAGAGAAAACAGAACGCGCAGCGUGUUCUCGCGCUUUCCAAUCAUAAGUGGGUGAUAUGUUUUGUCGCCGUGGUCACAACUAAUUCAUAUCUACGAGAAGACACAAUCUCUUUGUACAUAUGUAGUGUAUUUUUGUUCUUUAGGUCAAUCGUUUGAAUAAAUUUUUCCCUUGUUGAAUUCUUUUGCAUUCAAAACCUCGCCAACUUAUUGUCUUUGACGUACAAUUCCUAAAUGUUAUGAUAAAAUGCUUGCCGUGUUGUAGUUUACACUAGAGAUCGAGUGUGAAAAAUACUGAGAAGUUAAUCAAUGCUUUACCAUACUGUAACUUCACUUUGAAAGAUUGAAUAAAAGUAGUAGUUCCUUAAUGAUA
Molecule: messenger RNA, 3289 nt
Organism: Stylophora pistillata
Lineage: Eukaryota; Metazoa; Cnidaria; Anthozoa; Scleractinia; Pocilloporidae
Product: DNA polymerase alpha catalytic subunit
Biological process (GO): DNA replication; lagging strand elongation; mitotic DNA replication initiation
Cellular component (GO): alpha DNA polymerase:primase complex
Molecular function (GO): DNA replication origin binding; nucleotide binding; single-stranded DNA binding
Source: RefSeq, a predicted model, not a curated record